Messenger RNA from Hemibagrus wyckioides, 4131 nucleotides. RefSeq names its product TEPSIN adaptor related protein complex 4 accessory protein (gene tepsin). The transcript is spliced from 13 exons. The coding region runs from base 111 to 1844 and encodes 577 amino acids. Gene Ontology annotation, cellular component: trans-Golgi network membrane. NCBI's taxonomy places the organism in Eukaryota, Metazoa, Chordata, Actinopteri, Siluriformes, Bagridae. The record is from RefSeq and is a predicted model, not a curated record.
AAUAGAAUAAAGGAAUAGUGUAAGUAUAUGGUAUGACACUGCACGGUGUUUCGGCCUAACCCAGUCAGCAAUGAUACACAGGCACGGGCAUUACUCGAGACCGAUAACAAAUGGCUACAUUGAUGGAGCGACUGGCUUUCUUGCAAAAAAUGCCGACUCUUAUGAAAGCGACGGCAGAUGACGAAGCGCCCUGUCCUGGAUACCUCUUUGAGGAAAUUAGCAAAAUUUCCCAUGAGUCCCCGGGCUGCUGUCAGUGUCUUCUUGAAUACCUUCUGGAGCGGCUGCAGGUUGAGUCAUGUCACGUGAAACUAAAAGUUUUGAAGAUUCUGCUGCAUCUCUGUAACCACAGUCCUCCACAUUUUGUCACAGAGCUGAGGCGAAAUGCAACGUUCAUCCAGGAAGUAACAGUGUACAGUGGUCCUCCAGACUCUAUUCAUGGCAAUGCACUCUUUCAGAAAGUCCGGCACUCGGCACAGGAAUUAGCCAGUGUACUCUUCAGUGAUAUGAUGUCCUCAGGAUCUGCUGUCUCACCGUGUAAAGCAGCAGCUCCAACUACAGGAAUGGGAUCAGAGUCUCUCCGAGCAGGAAUGCUGGGAUUUGGAAACAGCCCAGUGAAAAAAUCCAGUACUGUGGGUAUUUUGGAUAAGAUUCAGAAGGCUGCAGAGGUGGUGGCCAGCGCUGUCCUUCCCCCCACAGAGCAUGCUGGGAUUCGGCUCCAUGAUAAUCACUACCGGGCUGUAGUGGCACCCUCUGCUGUCGUGGAGGUUGCGGUUCCUGCCUGCGCUUACAGUGUUCCUUCACACAGCCGCAAAGCCUCUCACAGGUGCCCAGGGCAGGCAAGUGGCGGUUGGGAGGAAACAGGCAGCGGCCACAGCUCCUCUCACAACUCCUCUUUCGAGAAUGAACCAGUCAUUCACACAUCAGUGAGAGGAAGCAGCAAGUCAGGAGACACAGGCAGCCACUCAGGGGGGAGUCGAGAGAGCGGAGAUAGUGUAUCAGAACGUGUGGAGGCUGUACAGUUGGGAGACUGUGGCCAGGAGAUGGCACUGAUCAGUAGACUGACAAAUGGAUCUAAAAUCUUCCUGUCCAGAGACGAGAGCCAGCGUUUCAUCAAAGAGUGUUCUACUUUAAACUGUGAGGUUGUGGUAGAACUUCUCAGUCACAAACUCCAGGACCCCUCCCAGACCAUCCAGAUGCGGGCGCUAUGUGGCCUGGCAUGCCUGAUGUGCACAGAUCUGCUUUCUUUAGAGCAGAUCUUCAGUGUUACACAUGUACGCCUCACCCAGUUGAGUAAUGGGACAGCAGGACCUGUAACAAACAAGGCAACCAAGCUUCUUAGGCAAUUUGAAGCUCUAUUAGGUCCUUCCUUGGAAGUAACCAAGCGUUCAGAUCAACCCUCAAACCCUCUUAAUCCAACCCUCACUAGUCCUCUUCUCUCAAUAACACCGGAUGCUGCUGUAAAGAAACUUCCCUCUAUGAGUGAUUCACAGGCUCCCUCUGCUGGGCAAGAAGACCAGGAUGUUUCUACUGAUUCCAUGGAGAAGAGCAUACAAAAAGGUCAGACUGCUCUAGAAAACGAAGACGGAACCACAGACUCUUGUCAGAGCUCCGAGUCGUCUGUAAACCAUCCCAGACUGUCACUGUUUAGUGGCAUGGAGCUGAUCAACAGAGGGAAACCAGUGUGUCUUGUUGAGCCUGUUCUUGUAGAAACAGAUACCCAGACCAGAGAAAAAGCCCUCGACGACAUCAACAAGGGUAUUGAGAAGAGCUCAGAAAGAACAGCAGAGCCCUCUUCAUCCUCUAGUGGUGAACAAGUGUCUGCCUUCUCCUUCCUCAACCUCUGACCUGGUGAUUUCUGUCAUGUUGUUAUAGAUGUUAAUGUUAAUAUUUUGGGUAGAAUCAAUCAUGCUAUGAAAAAAUAUUGACUAGAAUGGAGUAUCUGUGAAAAUUUAAGCGUGCACCCGUUACACGAAGGUACAAAAAUGCCGUUAACAUGUCUUAUACUUGACAUGGAUGCAUAUUUGGGAUUAAACAUGAUCUCCACUCCAGGACAGAUGAUAGAUUAUAUGAUUACUGAAAAUAAGGACACAGAAGGUUGUCCUUUUAGAUAUGCACAGUUCAAGUCAAGUGUGAGGCUGGUCUUUAUGGAAUAUUUAUACAAGUCCAGAUGCUGCUAGUGGCGUGUAACAAAGUGUGUGUUCAUUUAAUGGAUGGGGUAGAAGGAGGCUGACAAACUGUGCAUAGCAACAGGUGAGUUUUAGGGUGUUUAGUAGGGGUGUAACGAUACAGUGUAAUAAUAAUAUAGACUAUUCAUCAGAGAAUACUGCUUAUACACUGAUCAGCCUUAACAUUAUGACCACUGAGAGGUGAAGUGUAUAACACUGGUUAUCUCCUCAUCAUGGCACCUGUUAGUGGGUGGGAUAUAUUAGGCAGCAAGUGAACAUUUUGUCUUCAAAGUUGAUGUGUUAGAAUCAGGACAAAUGGGCAAGUGUAAGGAUUUGAGUGAGUUUGAUAAGGGCCAAAUUGUGAUGGCUAGACGACUGGAUCAGAACAUCUCCAAAACUGCAGCUCUUGUGGGGUGUUCCCGGUCUGCAGUGGUUAGUAUCUAUCAAAAGUAUCCUUUAAGUCCUGUAAAUUGCAAGGGAGGCCCAUGGAGGCCCCAUCUCACAUUUUACAGGACUUAAAGGAUCUGCUGCUAGCAUCUUGGUGCCAGAUACCACAGCACACCUUCAGAGAUCUAGUGGAGUCCAUGCCUCAAUGGGUCAGGGCUGUUUUGGCAGCGAAGGGGGGACCAACACAAUAUUAAGCAGGUGUCCAUAAUGUUAUGGCUGUAUCAUGUGAGGUGUAAUAAAAUUAAUCAAGCUGACGCUACCUCCUCCUCUAAAAAAGAAGCUUCCUUUUUCAUUUUCACAAGCUAAUAUGCUAACCUACUAUGCAGACUCAAUUCUGUCUGAAAGGAAUCACUGCAGCUAUUGAGAAGUUCAUAGCUGCUGGUAUGAGACUGUUCACAGUAUAGUGAAGAAUGCAGGCUUUUAAAUAAAUACAUAAAUAAAUAGCUAUCUAGCUAUGUUUUUCAGACAUGCCCCCUUAAGUCAUGGAAAGUUUGCUGAGUGAGUGUUAAUGUUUAAUUAGCCAGGCUUCAUGGUUCAUGAUAGACUCCGUUUAAUUUUUUUGCACCUUCACAGUUUUGAAGGUUUGAAGACACAAUCAAGCAACGUUUGUUUUUGCGCUGCUGAAAAAAUCUCAUGUAUCAAGACACCGUUGUAUCGAAUUGGAAGUCUGUGUAUCGUUACAUUCUUACUAAACAUUUAGUAGUUUUACGUGAGAAAAUGGCCAAACAGUGUCAGUAUUCUAUAUUCAAGUCGUUCGAUCCUAAGCUCAGGUUACUGUGUGGAGUUUCACAUGUUCUCACCAGGUCCUUGUAGGUUCGUUCCAGGUUCUCCGUUUUCCUGCCACCUUCGAAAAACAUGCUGGUAGGUGGUUUGGCUGAAGAUGAAUUGCCUCUGUGUGUGCAUGUGUGUUUGUGUGUGUGUGUGUGUGUGUGUGUGUUCAUGGUAUUCUAGGAUGGUUCAGGGUGUAUCCCUGCUGCACGCUCAGUGAUCCAGGGAUAGACCCUGACUAGUAUAAGCACUUAUACUGAUAAUCCUCUGACACCAGACUCUUAUCACUGUCUGCUCUCCGUAUAUUAAUCAUAAAUUGUACGUUCAUUUAAGAACUUUGUGGUUUGCUGAUGAGAGAAAACCGAUAGGAGACGUACCUCAGGAUUAUUUUCCUCCAGUGUUUACCUUACCAGACACAUAUUGUGUCUCUACAAGUAAUUUAAUGAUAAUUUUAUGUUUUGCACUAUGGGGUCAUUCCUCAAAGCUACUUAAGUCUUCCAAUAAUUUAAAAUCUUUAAAACUGCAAUGCAAACAUUAACAUACAACGUCAUUUCACUAUGUGUUUUUUUUUUUUAAACGAAUAAUCAGAUGAAUGAAAUCAGCUCCAUGGGUUUUAUAAACUGUUGCUGUGUAUCGGUGUGUGUGAGUGAGAUACGGAUCUGCAGUUAGCCAUGUGUCAGAAAAAUACACUGUAUUAACCAUAUCUUCAAUUCUAGAUGGACACCAACACAAUAAAUUAUUUAAAAACUUU